Messenger RNA from Mya arenaria, 2916 nucleotides. RefSeq names its product G-protein coupled receptor moody-like. NCBI's taxonomy places the organism in Eukaryota, Metazoa, Mollusca, Bivalvia, Myida, Myidae. The coding region runs from base 696 to 1673 and encodes 325 amino acids. Gene Ontology annotation, cellular component: membrane. Gene Ontology annotation, biological process: G protein-coupled receptor signaling pathway. The record is from RefSeq and is a predicted model, not a curated record. The transcript is spliced from 2 exons. Gene Ontology annotation, molecular function: G protein-coupled receptor activity.
AUAAAGAACUUGGGUCUUCAACCUUCGAAUUCUAUUCAGGGCUAGUAGUCAAAAUUUGUCAUAAUUGGAUCUAAGAACGAUGUAGCUUAUCGGAUUAUGUGUUAUUAAAACUGACCAAUACAGGACAUGAAGUUAAUGAUGUGCGACCAAAAGAAUAACUUAAGUCGUUGAAUACUACCCCAGACCUUUUGGUGGAGUAAAUUCGACCAAGGAUAUUACUUCCAAGCAACAAAUUACCUCGAACAAGACAAGUGAAGCUGUUAUCAUCCGAGGUCGACAAGAAAUGGAGAAUGUAUUCACAGAAGGACGGAACGCGAACUGAAUUUGAUUAAAUUAUUAGUUGAAAUUACUCCGCGUUUGUGCUAGUUUUAAAACGAUACUGGAAUUUCGGGAAUUUCGUUUGUUUCCUGAAAGGUUUGGAAAAAAACACAUCCGGAAUUAGUGCAUUCAAAUGGGAAUAUUUCAAACAUAUUUGCCAAAUAUUUAAAAGGCCUUGAUUACUCUGGAUUGGUUCCUCAACGUACAGGAUACUUCACCAUAACAUUGCAGAAUGAUUGGACGUGUAAAGUGAUUGGAUUCGUUGCAACCCUAUAUGUUUUAAAGGUUCCGUGAAAGCCAAAAGUGAACUGAAAUUUGCAAAUGAUAUUCAUAACAUCUUUUAAACAUCAAAAUUACAUGUCAUCACCGAGAAAGAAAUGGUUAAGAAUCUUGAUGACGGGAGCUCCAACGAGACGCAUUGUUUUGAAUGGUGGUGCUUUCAACAUAAAGCUCUAAUUGUUCUGGAAGCCCUCACCAUCAUUCUCUGUCUAGUGGGUAGCUUUGGAAAUUUAGUAACCGUACUUGCCAUAUUAUUCUCUAGCCUCAGAUAUUGUGUGAACUGUGUCUUGAUAGGCAGUCUCAGCUUUGCUGGUUUUUUGUACUGCUCGUUGAUAAUGUCAAUACAAGCAGUAUUUUAUCAUAGGAAAUCCAGAAACACACCGAAAAUAUUUUGUUCUGUUACAGGAGGCAUUCGCUAUACUCUGUCUGGAGUGAUAAUGGCACAUUUAGCUGUCAUAGCAUUGUACUUGUUUCUUAAUUUUGUUUAUAUCGACAAGUACAGAUACAUGUCAAAAGUACGGCAACUUAUAAUUUCUCUUCUUGUUUGCUGGGUGGUGCCUUGUUUUUUCACCAUACCUCCUACAAUUGGGGUGUGGGGUGCAUUCCAAUUUCAGACCCAGAUUCUCUCAUGCACAUUUGACAAAAAGGCUGACCAAAGCAACAGAGUUGUCAUGGUUACGGCUGGCUUUAUAAUACCAUGUAUUUUUAUCGUUUAUUGCUACGCUCGUAUUGCAUGUACCGCUUACAAUAACUUCAAACGUGUACGUCGAUGGCAGGGCAACUCUCCAAAGUCAAAAGCAAUACGGAUUUCAACAAUGAUGAUGUGUAUAUUUCUAAUAUUUUUCGUCAGUUCCUUUCCCUACUUCGUUUUAAAUGUAAUAGAUAAAGAAUUCAAACACCCAAUUCACCACAUUUGGACAACUAUGUUUGGUUGGGUGGUGUACUGUUGUAAUCCUGCCGUGUAUUCAUUGAUGGACAAAAACUUCAGGAGGUCGUACAAGAAGAUUUUUAUGCGUUCUAGUGAAAACAAUUCCGUGUGGAGAACCGGAGGUACACAGACAACCACUUAUGUUUAGAUUUAUAUUAUUAUAAUUACUGUAAUGCCAUUUCUCACAGAAAAAUUGUGUCCGUUCCUGAUGAUUUGAAGAUAAAAUCGUCAUGAUUAAGGUUUAGUUUUUUACAUAAGUAUUUAUGUAAUCAUUCUUAAAUUUUCUCCAACAAGUUCGAAAACUAGACGCGUUUCAAUUUCUGGGAAGAUUCUUUAACUAUUUUUAAGUUCCCCAAAUUUGACGCAUAAUAUGUCGAUGUGAUAUAAAAAGAACUAAGAUGUACGAUCUAUUGAUUGAACCUAAAUUUAAUCACAAGAUUAAUGAUAAACUAUAUGAAAUGGUACAUGUAUAACGACCCUUGUACAAAGGUGGGAUGCAUGGUAACAUUUUGUUAAAGGAAGAGAAAUAAAUAUUAUUCAACCUAGUCAUACUGUAAGAAAUAUUAGCUGAAAUGUGUUAAAAAUGCCGAUUCAAUUUAUCGAAAUUGAUGUCUUUAAAAGAAUAAUAAUUACAAUUGCAGAAGCAUGUGACAUUUUGUUAGAAUUCAGUCAUCUUGGUAAACUUGAUAUGUUGGAGUAAUGUAAAAACCGCGUUUUUUUACAUAUACGGUUUCUUUUUUCCGCUAGAAUAUGACUUUUGUGUUAAUUUUCCUUCCACUUAUUGAAUGCUCUUGGCCAUUAAGACUUUCAACAUUAGAACGUACUGACGUUGGAGGAACAUUAAACUGUUUAUAUUGGAAUGUCUGGUUCCGACAAUCCCAGAAAUGCAGAGCUAUUCCGGUAUACAUGCUUUUUUCAAACUGCUCUUACCUGAGGCAUUAAAAUGCAUGGGUAUUAAGCUAUUUAGAGAAAUCAUAGGGUAGAUGUAGUUUUAUUCAAGUUCAUAUCAUUAAAUUUCAGAGUUCUAUAUUUUUAAGCGCCUUAACUCUUAAGUGUUAAUAUUGAAGAACUCAUAUAAAAGCGGAACUUUGUGUGACAAUGUGUUGUUGUAAAUUGUUACUUCUUUGUAUAACAUGCGCAUUACUAUAAGCUUGUUGACUGAAGACGAUGGAUAUGAAUGCAAUAUUAAAUAUAUGUUUACCAUUUUAACCGUAAUAUAUAUUUCUUUCAGUUACGGUGUAUGUAGAGCUGAACUAAAAUUUGUUUGUAUGAGUGUGGUCAAACGUUAAUUGUGUUCUGUUCGUAUACAUUUGUAAAUUAAAGACACCUCUACGUUACAAAAUCUUUUUUUUUCUUUUAACUCGUUAUUCAAUGUAAUAAUGUGACACCAU